AUGAGAAGACAGCGCGUACUGAGGGUAAUGACAUACUGCCACCGCUAACAAAUUGAUACUGACAGCAUUGGCAGACAUCCUCAGCGCAAAGUCUCUGCAUCUUCUGCGCCUGUCGUCUCGGCUUCGAACUUCCUCCAUCCCAAUUCGCCCCAUUUGUUUCCAACACUGCACGGAGAGGUCUGACCAGUUCAUCUGCUUCUUCGCAAUCAGCUGCUGCGGCCGCUGCUGCUCCGAUUCCGAACAAUGGCGAUGCCUCGAACUCCUCCUUUCCGGGCUACGACCCUAAUUUCAGUCUCACAUCGGCCGAACAGCAGGAGAGUGCUCGUAAGCAGCAGAUACGUCAAGAGCAGGAGGCGCAACAGAAUGAUAUGAGACCUGAGCAGACUGGAAAGGUGGCGGAUGCGGAGCGAACUGCGAGUCGGCCGGAUCGAAGUGGAAAUGGGCAGUUGCGAACACCACGCAAUGACAUGCAGGUCCAAUUCCGAUCGGUGUCCCAUGUAGGAAACGGCGAUGGUGUCGAAGGGAUCCCCGGAGGUGUAGCGCUGAGCCAGAGCAUCUUUGGCAAGCAGCAAGCAAAAAAGGAUCGUCCGCAGGAAUCUGAUUCAGACGCUGCGAAUCUAAAGACUCGCAUGCUCUCGAAUGGCUCAAGUGAUGCAAGAGCAAAAGAGAAUCGUCCGCAGAAGGCUGGUCAAGACGAUGCGCGCAGAAAGGCUCGCGUGUCCUCCGAGGCAAAAGAGAACCGUCCGCAGAAGUUCGGUCGGGGUGCUACGGAUUCGAGAGCAACUCGUGGGACGUUCAGAAAGUAUGCGGUGGAUCCUUCGAUCGGCGAUAGCGAUGCAAGGCCCAAGAAGUCCCAACCACAGCGACAUGCCAAAGAUCGCGAUCAGCGAGAAAGCGGUAGGCUUUUCGGUCCGCAAGUCGAGCAGAAAUCGCUCACAGCGCGAGCAAUACCCAAGGUAGCCAAUCCCUUCGCUGCGCCAGCCAAGAGCGAGAAGGGAAAUGCCUCCGCAGCAGCUCCGGUGGUUGGAUGGGGUGCAAGCGCAACGCAGAUGCAUCCCGUGAAACACGCCCCUGAAUCUUCGCUAAAGCGACUAGAUCCAUCUUCCAACAUAGAAGCUACGGAAAGCGCUUCCGGUGGGCUUAAUCAGGACAUUGGAAUAUAUGAUGGACCACGCUCGGAAUCGCAAUCGGUACUCCAACCAGGUCAAGACGAAGUAGAUGGCAAAGGAGCACAGGAUUCAACAAUACCGAGACCUCAAGAAAUCCCGAUAGAGGUCUCUCCGGAGCUUCCAGAGGCCCUUUUCCGCACGAGCGAUGGGAUGACUGAUGAGAUUAUGGACCAGGCUUCUAUGCGAGAUGACAUUCCUGAUCCAGAGCCCUCAUCCCCAGAUCAUCAGGUACCGGAGAUGGAGGUGGCGAGACCUCAACAAAUAUCACCAGAGAGUGUUCACGACACAACACAGACGAAUGGAGACGCCGAUGCCGGUUUUGCGCAAGAAGUUGAGGCCGCUGAUAGACCAACUGAAGAUACCAUAUUACAGACGAGUGGAGACGUGGAUUACGCUUUUGCGCAAGAAGCUAAGACGGCCGAUUCACAAAUAGAAGAUAUGGUAUCGCCGACGAAUGGAGACGUGGACCCCUCCUUUGCACGAGAAACCCAGGCCGCUGAUUUACAAACAAAAGAUACGACAUUUUCGACACCCGCGGACUCCGUAUCUGACCGAUAUCAAAAGAUUGUGAACAAUUCAGUUCCCAAACCUGCAACGGGUAAUUUGAAGGCCUCCGAUGAUGCAGACGAAUGGAUCGGAUUUGGCUUGGAGGAAGACGGCAUGAUCGUAGACCAGCCGGAGGCCACGACCGAGGAGUACUCAGGGUACCCAGGUGUGUUCGAGGCCUACGAGGAACAGUACGAAGGAGCACAGCCAGGCGUCGCUCAGCAACGACCUGAGCCUGAUGCGACACAAAUAACGAAUCGCGGCAGGUCUCGUCAUUCAACCCAGCAGCGAUCAGAACUGCGACGCGCCAGCGACGAUCUGCCGCCUGGAGCAAGUAUUCGUCCCACGCCAAGCCCUGGAGCUUUCACGUCGUCCGAGAACAACGACAACCAUCUGCAAACGAAAUACUCUCGCGAUCAGAAGUCGCACUUGCAGGACUCCAAUCGAAGCGAAUCUAGCAACUGCGCGGUACCGCAGUACCCAGAGAAGUCUCAAGUGCCACCUCAGCAACCACAGCAGGGAGGCGCAUGGGGCCUAGGUGCUUUCGGUGCCGCUUUACAACCGAACUCUGAAUCUCAGGGGAGACCUUUGACGUCUUCCAACCCGAAUGAAUCCAGUCCAGCCCAGCAGCCUCGUGAUGCGCACGGCGUUGGCCAGAAACCUCAACAAGGCAACUACAGCGACACUGGAUACCGCGCGAUGCCUCUCGACCGGAGGGAGAUGCAGUCAAGUUUAUCUGAAGAAGACGUUGUUGGUGACUGGCAACACUUCCGCCGUCGGGAGUCUGAGGAAUCUCAGCAGCCGCAUCCACCAUCAGCGUCCCAACAGCAGCAGCAACAGCAGCAUAUGCCCCCUUUCCAGCAGAGAAAGAGCCGUGAAUUGGAUGUCCAGACUGUAGAUGACUUAUUUGCUCGACAUCAACAGCAAAGGCCGCAAAGAAGACCCGAGCCUACACUCAAUGCGGAGCAAAUGAGUUCGCAAGCACUUUUUAACGAUUCACAUUCAGGUCCAUUUCGCCAAAUGAAAUGUGCUCGCUGCGGUGAGCUCGGCCACCGUGCUCGGGAAUGCACUGGCCCCAACCGCAUGCGAUGCAAUGAAUGUGGUCAGAUCGGUCAUGGAAGCUGGGAAUGCCCUCAGAAGAAACCUUGGCUUCGCAAAGCUGAGGGUCAACGUCGUGAAAAUGUUGAACAGGGGCGAGUUCCAAAUCCUUUCGGCCAAGGAGCUACAGUGACGCACGAACCAGCGUCGACGGAAAAUCAGCUGCAAAUCCGAACACCUGUCUCGUACGGGAGUGAGUUUCCAAGAUUUCAAUCCAAGGCUAAAGAAAGUGAAAGUGCGGUCGACCAGCCGUAUUCCCCGUUUUCGGUCAGACCUCAGCAGCCGCUGGAAGACCGUCGACAGCGGGAAGAGAAGCCUCCUUCGAGCUUCAUCGACUCAGUUGCACCGGAUUCUGUGCAGGCGGAGGAGGAAGAAGUGCCAAGGCGCGCUCGUGAUAAAGCCGCUCGUGCUAGUCGCUGGGCCGAUGUCGAAGAGGAAGAUGACAGCCAGGACAUGCGCCGUCGCAAGGAUAAGAAGAGCGCCAGACGGAGAGGUGAGGACGACGAGGACGACGGUGAUGGUGCUCGUGAUGAAUAUCGCGCCAAAAAGUCCGCCCGCAAACUUCAGCAACAGAAUGAAAGAAAGCGAAACCGCGAGGCCCGGAAAGCUGAGGAGACCACUCCCAUCGCACUGCCAGAAUUCAUCAGCGUGCAGCAUCUUUCGCAGAUGCUCGACGUUCGAUAUGAGCAGUUUGUGAAGCGCCUCGAACAGCUUGGGUACGAUGACGUGUUCCCGGGAAAGACUCUCAACUCUGAGACGAGUGGCAUGAUCGCCAUGGAAUACAACUUCGAACCGACCUUCGACAUGGCUGUUAGAGAAGAGGAAGAGCGUGACCUAAAGGCGAGGCCCGCUGUCGAGGACACCUCACUCUUACCUACAAGGCCUCCAGUUGUCACCAUCAUGGGGCAUGUUGAUCACGGAAAGACGACAAUCUUGGAUUAUCUUCGCAAGAGUUCUGUUGCUGCCAGCGAGGCCGGAGGUAUUACGCAGCACAUUGGCGCUUUCAGUGUCCCGCUCUCGAGUAGCGGAAGGACUAUUACUUUCCUCGACACUCCAGGCCACGCCGCUUUCUUAGCCAUGAGACAGCGUGGUGCAAACGUCACAGAUAUUGUUAUUCUCGUCGUAGCGGCUGACGAUAGCGUCAAACCACAAACUUUGGAGGCCAUCAAACAUGCUAAGGGGGCUGGUGUGCCAAUAGUCGUUGCGAUCAACAAAGUCGACAAGCCUGAGGCAGACAUUGAGCGCUGCAAGCAGGACCUUGCAAGACACGGCGUAGAGAUUGAAGACUAUGGAGGCGACACCCAAGUCGUAUGUGUCUCUGGAAAGACUGGCCAGGGAAUGGACGAUCUUGAGGAAACCGUUGUCACGCUGUCUGAGAUAUUGGACCACCGUGCAGACCGAGAUGGUGAUGUUGAGGGCUGGGUUCUCGAAGCUACGACAAAACAAGCAGGCCGUGUUGCAACCGUACUUGUUCGUCGCGGCACGCUCAGACCUGGCGCUGUCAUUGUCGCCGGCAAGACGUGGGCUCGUGUCCGUACGCUGAAGAAUGAAGGCGGACAGACCGUCGACGAGGUUGGACCUGGUAUGCCAGUCGAAGUUGAUGGUUGGAAGGACCAGCCUAUCGCCGGUGAUGAAGUUCUCCAGGCGCGAAGCGAGCAGAAAGCCACCGAUGUCGUCGAAUUCCGUCUCGAACGCGAAGAGUUGAAAAGGAUGGCGCAGGACACGGAUGCUAUCAACGAGGCUCGUCGCAUUGCACAAGAAAAGCGCGAACAGGAGAAAGUUGCCGGACGAGCUGCCAAGCAUGGCGAUCCCGAGACAGAAAGCGACAAGCCUGCUUCCAAGGGGGAGCACGAUGAGCAGUCAGGCCAGAUGCUUGUUCCAUUUAUCAUCAAGGCCGACGUCUCUGGUUCCGUUGAAGCUGUAUCAGCAUACAUUAUGUCAGUCUCCAACCCUCUCAUUGCACCACAAGUGCUUCAGGCUGGAGUUGGCAAUAUCCACGAAAGCGAUAUCGAUCUCGCGGCUACAGCGCAGGGUCACAUCAUCGCGUUCAACCUGCCACCGGAUAACGAAAUGAAAGGCGCCGCAGAGGCGAGAGGCGUGAAGGUACUGGAGAACAAUGUCAUCUACCGUGUGCUGGACGACAUCAAAUCGGUGCUGGAGGAGAAACUACCUCCACUCGUGACACAGCGUGUUCUCGGAGAAGCAGAAGUCGGCGCUGCAUUUGAGAUCGGUAUCGGUGGGCGCAAAAAGCUGAAGAUCGCGGGAUGCAAGAUCCGGAAUGGAGUUGUUAACAACGGAAGCAUGGUCAGGGUAUUCAGGAAUGGGGAGAAGAUUUAUGAUGGUGAGUUUCUCCUGGAUUUGCAAGCCACCCAUACGAAUUUGACUAACGUGAUUUUCUAGGUGUCAUUUCGAGUUUAAAGAACGUGAAGAAGGACGUUCAAGAAAUGAGAAAGGGAACGGAGUGUGGAAUGGGAUUUGAGAAGUGGGAGGACUUUGAGGUUGGGGAUCAGAUCCAGACUUAUGAGGAGGUCUCGGAGAAGAGGAAGCUGUAA
Molecule: messenger RNA, 5365 nt
Organism: Lecanosticta acicola
Lineage: Eukaryota; Fungi; Ascomycota; Dothideomycetes; Mycosphaerellales; Mycosphaerellaceae
Source: the annotation of a GenBank genome assembly